Molecule: messenger RNA, 1442 nt
Organism: Erigeron canadensis
Lineage: Eukaryota; Viridiplantae; Streptophyta; Magnoliopsida; Asterales; Asteraceae
Product: B2 protein-like
Exons: 4
Coding region: 121-1134 (337 amino acids)
Biological process (GO): response to endoplasmic reticulum stress
Source: RefSeq, a predicted model, not a curated record
AAUUUACUCCAAAUCUCACUUCAACUUUCAAUUUUUCCAUCAAUAAAUUUAUAUAGAUAUAAAAAUUAUAUAUAUAUAUAUAUAUCCAUCUGGGUAUCAAGAAAUUUGCAAACUUGAACAAUGGAAAACAACAAUCAAUCAUCUUUUUGGCAAUUUAGUGACCAACUUCGUGUACAAAGCAACAAUCUUUCGAAUAUUUCUUUAAACGAUUCCAUUUGGAGCACUUCAUACAAACGGCCGGAAAAAGAUCGCCGGAAUUUCGACAUCCGUGUCGGCGGUGACGUCAUCAGCUCCGGUGGUGUCAACAACAAUUUAUCUGGCUCAUCAAACCAAGAUUUUAAUGGGUUUAACUUUGAUUGGAAGCUAGGUGUGUCAAAUGGUCAAAGUCAAACCAAUCAGUAUUAUCAUCAUAAUCAAGGUGUUAAUGAUUUUGGGAUUAAUGGUGGUUUUAAUAAAGGGAUAUAUUCAAAACCAAGUUUGAAUUUUGGUCAAAAUAAUAAUAAUAAUAUUAAUGUUGGUUUUGAGAAAAAUGGGAUGUUCAAGAAAGAUGGUAAAAAUGGUGAAGACAAUUUUGGUGGUAAACAUGGCAAGAAUAAGAAAAAUAAUAAUAAUUUGGGAAAUAAUAAUAAUAAUGAAAAAGAUGGUAAUAAUAAGAAUAAUAAUAGUGGAGGUGUUGAUAAGAGGUUUAAGACUUUGCCACCAUCUGAAUCUUUGCCAAGAAAUGAGACUGUUGGCGGAUAUAUUUUUGUUUGUAACAAUGAUACCAUGCAAGAAAAUCUCAAAAGGCAGCUUUUUGGUUUACCCCCACGCUACCGAGACUCGGUUAGGCAAAUCACACCUGGCCUGCCUCUUUUUCUCUACAACUACUCCACCCACCAACUUCAUGGUGUUUUUGAGGCUGCAAGUUUUGGUGGAACAAAUAUCGACCCGUCUGCUUGGGAAGACAAAAAGAACCCAGGGGAAUCACGGUUCCCUGCUCAGGUGCGAGUUAUCACCAGGAAAGUAGCCGAGCCACUAGAAGAAGACUCUUUCAGGCCAAUUCUUCACCACUACGAUGGCCCUAAAUUCCGUCUUGAACUAAACAUCCCAGAGGCGCUCUCUCUUUUAGACAUAUUCGAAGAGGAGAAGAACUGAACUGUGUUCUUCGGAGAAAGUAUGAAAUUUGUGAGGAAGGUCAAAUGAGUGGGCCGUAUGUUUUAUGAAGUUGACAAGCUUUUCCAGAAGGAGAAAUGUGUUAAAGUCCUAUAUAUAUGUAACUAAUAUAUGUUUAAAUCAAGCUGAAACGUUUUAUACUGUAGGAAGAAAGUAGUAAUUGUUUGGAUACAGGACAUUUACCAUGAAAGACAAAGAUGGUGAUGUUCCUUACAGUUCUUUCGCUCGAUCGUAUGUGUAAAAUACAAACUCAGUAUGAAUAAACAAAAUACAAUACAAGUUUAUAUGUA